This is a messenger RNA of Aspergillus nidulans FGSC A4, 1785 nucleotides long. RefSeq names its product monosaccharide transporter xtrE. Gene Ontology annotation, biological process: carbohydrate transmembrane transport; proton transmembrane transport; transmembrane transport. The transcript is spliced from 4 exons. Gene Ontology annotation, cellular component: membrane. The record is from RefSeq and is a predicted model, not a curated record. Lineage: Eukaryota; Fungi; Ascomycota; Eurotiomycetes; Eurotiales; Aspergillaceae. Gene Ontology annotation, molecular function: transmembrane transporter activity. Bases 139 to 1785 code for a protein of 548 amino acids.
CUCCUAUUUCUCCUCUUCUUCUUCCUCUGCAUCCCAACUGUAGUCAGACUAUUUCUGUUCUUGUACUCACCCUUAACGUCCGUUCUUGGAGAUACUGCACGUAUUGACUGAGGCUCGCUGCUGGUGAGCAAGCCCAACAUGACGCGCAGGUACUUGGGCCUCCAGGGCCAAAGGCUCCAGCUCGCCAUCAGUAUCAUCGCUGGUAUGGACUUUCUGCUCUUCGGCUACGACCAGGGCGUUACCGGUGGUCUCUUGACCCUUCAAUCGUUCAUCAAAUACUUCCCUACCAUUGCUACCAAUGGCUCGUACUAUGAGAGCUUGGAUAGCGCUGCAAAGAGCACGCAGUCUACGCGUCAAGGUAUUGUUGUCGCUGCUUACAAUUUGGGAUGUUUCGCUGGCUCCAUUCCGACAAUCUGGAUUGGAAACUGGCUUGGUCGACGCAAGACCAUCUUCCUCGGCUCAUUUAUCAUGGUCAUUGGAGCCCUGCUGCAGUGCACUUCUUACCAUCUUCCUCAGUUUAUUGUAGGACGUCUGGUUACUGGUUUCGGAAACGGUAUGAACACUUCAACCGUCCCUACCUGGCAGUCAGAAUGCUGUAAAGCGAACAAGCGCGGUCAGCUGGUCAUGAUCGAAGGUGCAAUGAUCACCUGCGGUAUCACCAUCAGUUACUGGAUCGACUACGGUCUCCUCUUUGCCGACCCUAAUGAAGUCGCCUGGCGAUUCCCUCUUGCCUUCCAGAUCUUCUUCGCCCUCAUUAUUCUCAGCUUCGUCAUGUUCCUCCCGGAGUCCCCUCGCUGGCUCGUCCUCAAGGGCCGCGAAGACGAAGCGCGCGAGGUCCUUGGAGCCCUUGUGGGCGAUCGGAGCGACCCCAGCUUCAUCCAGACGGAAUUCGUGGCCAUCAAAGCUACCGUUUUGGAAAUGGCCUCUGGUUCUUUCAGGGACAUGUUCACUUUCACCGAGGACCGCCACUUCCACCGCACCGUCCUCGCGUACGUCAACCAGAUGUUCCAGCAGAUUUCCGGUAUCAACCUGAUCACCUACUACAUUCCUGUUGUGCUCGAGAACCAGCUCGGGAUGAACCUCCAGAACUCGCGUCUUAUCUCCGCCUGCAACGGAACGGAGUAUUUCCUCGCUUCUUGGAUUGCUGUCUUCACCGUGGAGAAGUUUGGUCGUCGCACGCUUAUGCUCUUUGGCGCCGCCGGAAUGUCCAUCUCGAUGGCUAUUCUCGCCGGAACGGCAAGCGCUGGUUCCAACGCGGCGAACAUUGCCUGUAUUGUGUUCCUGUUCGUUUUCAACACGUUCUUCGCUAUCGGCUGGCUCGGCAUGACCUGGCUCUACCCUGCAGAGAUCGUGCCUCUGAAGAUCCGUGCUCCGGCUAACGCUUUGGCUACCUCCUCAAACUGGAUCUUCAACUUCAUGGUCGUCAUGAUUACCCCUGUCGCGUUUGACAACAUCGGCUACCAGACCUACAUCAUCUUUGCUGUCAUCAACGCCUUCAUCUUCCCCGUAACAUACUUCUUCUACCCAGAAACCGCCUACCGUUCGCUCGAAGAGAUGGACCGCAUCUUCCGCAAGACAAAGAGCAUUUUCUCCCUUGUCCGAACUGCCAAGGAAGAGCCGCACAUGUAUGGCAAGCAUGGUGAGCUCAUGCGCCAGCUUUCUGAUGUCGAAGACGAGGCGGUGCGCCGCGCCAGCUACCUCGAGCACCACGCCGGCAAGAAAGAACAUGAGUCUAGCGACGAAACGAGUACCGAGAAGGUGGAUAACGUGGAGCAUGUGAAAUAA